This is a messenger RNA of Onychomys torridus (southern grasshopper mouse), 1770 nucleotides long. RefSeq names its product transcription elongation factor A N-terminal and central domain containing (gene Tceanc). Gene Ontology annotation, biological process: DNA-templated transcription. The transcript has 4 exons. Gene Ontology annotation, cellular component: nucleus. Lineage: Eukaryota; Metazoa; Chordata; Mammalia; Rodentia; Cricetidae. The record is from RefSeq and is a predicted model, not a curated record. Bases 560 to 1639 code for a protein of 359 amino acids.
GCAUUGCUCUAAGAAGGGCAUUAACAAUGUCCUGUGGCCAAAUACAGUCUGCCCAUUUUCUGCUUUGAAAUAGGGUCUCUUGUAGCCCUUACUGGCCUCACCGGCUUUGUGCUUGGAGGAGGGCAAACUCAGGCCCCUCUGCAUGCUAAGUUAACACUGUACAAACUGAGCCCCAUCUUCAGCACCACCGCUCCCCACACACACACACACACACACCAUGCAUGCCUGGAAACCAGAGGACAAUUUAGAUACCUUUCUCAAUUACUGUCCCUCCCCAACUUUGUUUUUGAGACAGGGCCUGCCACUGAACCUGAAACUCCCCAAUUCAGCUAGACUGCCUGGCCAGUGAACUCCAAAGGCUCACCCGUCUCCCUUCCCAUUGCUGGAAUUACAGAAAAUAUUUGCUGACUUCCUGUCCUGGAACGACACCUGGACUUAGGUGCAAUAAGUGAGUACAAGCAAGUUGCUGUAUAGUGACAAGAAGCGAAGCUCACACUCUGAACACUGUCACUUGUUUGCCAGAAGAAAAUAUCUCGAGAGCUGUUCGGAGGCUCUGAAGAUGUCUGACAAAAAACAGAUCAUUGCCAGGGCUUCUCUGAUUGAGCAGCUGGUGUCUAAAAGGUAUUUUGAGGAUAUUGGCAAACAGCUUACUGAGCUAGAAAUGAUUUAUGUGUCUAAGGAGCAUCUACAGGAGACAGAUGUAGUCAGAGCUGUAUACAGAGUCCUCAAAAACUGCCCCUCAGUGACUUUGAAAAAGAAGGCCAAGUGUCUGCUGGCCAAGUGGAGAGCUUUCUAUAAGAGUACACCCUUCAAAACAAAGGAAAGCCUUAAAUCACUCCAUUCUGUUGUUAAUAAAGAAGAACGUACAGCAGUUUCUCAGGAUGUGAGCAAGGAUGAGGCAUUAGGUUCUAGUCUUGAUGAGAUGUCAGGUCUCUGUAGUUCUCUCUCUAAGCUGGCAUCCCAAGAUGCUGCAAAGCACGCUGCAGCAAUUGGGUUUGAAUGUAGCACCACUCAAAUGGAAAUUAAUGAAGAAUGUUUGAGGGGUGAUGACUCUGAAUCUACUAGCAAGAGCUCAAGUGUGUUACAAGAUCCCCUAGUGUCUGUUAGAUCUAAAGGUUUAGAGCUUCUUUACACAGCAUUAGCUAGUUCUUCCACAGAUCAUACAAAAACUUAUCUGUGGCAGAACUUUGCAAGAGAAAUUGAAGAGCACAUUUUUACCCUUCAUUCAAGCAACAUCAAAAAGUAUAAAACUUGUAUUCGAAGCAAAGUUGCCAAUUUGAGCGACCCCAGGAAUUCUCAUUUACAACAAAACCUCCUCUCUGGAACCAUGUCUGCAAGAGCAUUUGCUGAAAUGACUGUCCUGGACAUGGCAAAUGAGGAACUAAAGCAGUUGAGAGCUUCCUACACAGAAUCCAGUAUUCAGGAACAUCACCUUCCCAACACAGUUGAUGGCACACAGACAAAUAAAAUAAAGUGCAAGCGCUGUGAGAAAUACAACUGCAAGGUCACUAUAAUUGCCAGAGGAACACUUUUCCUUCCAAGUUGGGUGCAGAAUUCAAACCCAGAUGAACAAAUGACCUACGUCAUUUGUAAUGACUGUGGGGAGCAGUGGUACCAUAGCAACUGGGUGUGCUUGUAAUUUGUAAAUAAUCCCUACAGGGGCAUAUGUUUUAUAUGUAUAACAUAGCCCUUUUGUGCUCAUUUUUUACAGAAUCUUACUGUUAUUUUUGUCUUUGUGAUUUUGGUUUGUGAAAGAUCUCACUAUGUAGC